This is a messenger RNA of Alternaria alternata, 1919 nucleotides long. Its product is annotated as non-specific lipid-transfer protein. Bases 147 to 1520 code for a protein of 457 amino acids. The record is from RefSeq and is a predicted model, not a curated record. NCBI's taxonomy places the organism in Eukaryota, Fungi, Ascomycota, Dothideomycetes, Pleosporales, Pleosporaceae. Gene Ontology annotation, molecular function: acyltransferase activity, transferring groups other than amino-acyl groups. The transcript is spliced from 3 exons.
GAGCGCGUCUCUCGGUUGUCCAGCAUACUCAUCGACCAAGAGCCAACAUAGCUGCAACGUGCUGCUCUUUCCUUUCAAUCCUACUUGCGCUCCUUCACUGCUAGAGCUUCUACACGCCUUGCCCUUCCUACCUCACAACCGCCAUCAUGGUCGGCAAGAAGCAGCCCGUCUACGUCCUCGGCGUGGGCAUGACCAAGUUCAUCAAACCUCGUGGCAAGGUGGACUAUCCCGAACUCGGGUUUGAAGCAGGUGUCAAAGCCAUGCUCGACGCGCACAUCAACUACGACGACGUCGACCAAGGUGUCGCAUGCUACUGCUAUGGCGACUCAACUUGCGGUCAGCGCGUCUUCUACCAGUUUGGCAUGACUGGCAUUCCAGUAUACAAUGUCAACAACAACUGCUCGACUGGCUCAACAGGCCUGUACAUGGGACGAAACAUGAUUGCGCAUGGAGCGGCCGACUGCGUCUUGGUCGUGGGCUUUGAGAAGAUGUUCCCAGGGUCGCUGCAGACCUUCUUCCAAGAUCGCGCAAACCCGACAGGCACGUCAAGUUUAAUGAUGAAAGAGACGAGAGGCAUUACCAAGGCCCCUGGUGCCGCCCAGAUGUUCGGAAACGCUGGACGGGAGCACAUGGAGAAAUACGGCUCUGAACUCAAAGACUUUGCAGAAAUCGGUCGCAUCAACCACGCGCACUCCAAGAACAACCCCUACUCGCAAUUCCAAGACGAAUACACCCUCGAACAAGUCAUGAAUGCACCCAUGAUUCACGAACCCCUCACAAAGCUUCAAUGCUGCCCGACCUCGGAUGGAGCUGCUGCCACAGUCCUUGUCUCGCAGGAGUUUCUCGACAAGCGUCCCGAGCUCAAGGACCAGGCUAUCCUAAUUGCUGGACAAAGACUCGCAACCGACACACCGUCACUGUUCAACCGAAGCGCAAUUGAACUAGUAGGAUACAGCAUGAGUGAAUUGGCUGCCCGUGAAGCACUCGAGGAGGCCAGCGUAUCGCCAGACGAUGUCAAGGUGUGCGAACUCCACGACUGCUUCUCUGCCAACGAGAUGGUUACCAUCGAAGCCCUCGGCUUGGCUCCCAAAGGAAAAGCCCAUGAGCUGAUCCGCAAGGGCGGCAUAACCUAUGGUGGAAAGGUUGUCAUUAACCCCUCUGGCGGUCUGAUCUCCAAGGGCCAUCCUCUAGGUGCCACGGGUCUCGCCCAAUGCGCAGAAUUGGUUUGGCACAUGCGCGGCUGGGCUAACAAUCGCUCAGUCAAGGACACCAAGGUGGCUUUACAACACAACCUGGGUCUCGGGGGCGCGGUAGUCUGCACAGUCUACAAGAGGCACGAUGGAAGCGCUGCGACGGAUAAGUCAGAUGAGCAGAUUGGCAAGAUUACAGGACUAGGAUACAACCCAGCGACUGUCGCGAAGGGCUUCACAAAGGAGCAGGUUGAAGCUGUCAGGAGCAAGAAGGCGAGGAGUCAAUGGGCAUUACAAGAUACAGAACAAAAGGUUGAGGCUAGGUUUUAGGUGUGCAUGUGGUUGUAACAGCGACGACCGUUGUGUGUACAAUUCUUGAUCAUUUCCAUUGCACUCAAUAUGGAUUGCGCUCCAGCUUCUCUUUCCAAUCCGUUUCUAAUGAAUCGUGCGAGUCUUGGCAGCCUUUUUGUAGCUCCGUGCUAGACUGGUAUUGAGUAUCUUUACAUCGCUUGUCUGAGAAGUCAUAGAAACAUCACUCACCCACAAGUCACGAAGCGGAAGGAAUGGCAAAAUAUGUCUAGAAUGAUUAUCAUGGACUGGUAUCUCGAUUAAGCUUUGAACCUUCAGCUUGCCAUAAGCAAAAGAGGCUUGCAGUUUUGGUGACGCUUUUGAGUGGAUGCCACUCCGCUGUAGGAUGCAAGACAAGGUAAGAAAAUUGUACAGUAGAGU